Molecule: messenger RNA, 2541 nt
Organism: Perkinsus marinus ATCC 50983
Lineage: Eukaryota; Perkinsozoa; Perkinsida; Perkinsidae
Exons: 14
Coding region: 1-2424 (807 amino acids)
Source: RefSeq, a predicted model, not a curated record
AUGACAGAUGUCUUUCAUUUCGAUGGACAUUUCCCCUUCAGAGAGGGAGGAUUGAGGAGGUCUAUGUCGGCAGAUGGACGAAUAGGAAGUGCGUAUGAGGUCGGGCAAUGCUGUCAGAUCAGGUCGCCAAGACUGAAGAGGAGGUCGACUAUAGGCGGUUUUCCGAGCCGUACCACACGGCCGGCCUUAUGCAGUAGAGGCACGGGCAAUGCCGACAUACGGGACGCUCAUGCGAUGUGUUGUAAUGCAUGUCCGUGUAAACGUGGUGGUAAGCUGCCUACCUGCUGUGAGCACUGCUCGCUGGAGAGCAAGAGGCGUCCCGAAGGGCGCGACAGAGUCGAGGUGAAAGACACAGCUUGUAAUACGGACUGGGAGGGGGAGAGGGAGCUUGAUAACUCGGCGGCUAUUGUGAGGAGAAGGAAGAGGCCGCGGAACAGCAGCUCUCCUCCUGAGGGUGAUAGGGAAUCAGCUGAGGAUGUUUGUCAUCACUUCGGUCCCUGGCGAGGGGAGGUGCCUCCGAGGCCUAUCCCACCAGAGGAUGCUGCUGCACGUGAACGCAUAAGGAGGCCGGAAAGGAGAAGAGCAGGCCGAGCCCCGGGGGGCCAGGCCAGCGUGGUGCCAACGCACGAGCCUGUCCGAGUACGGCAGAGAGAUCAACAUCAGAAUUCGCAAACCACUAGUGUGGAGGGCACUUUCCAAUCGUUGCUGGACGAGGCGGAGGCAGCGGUCGUUCCCGAAGUUGUGAAUCGGCAUGAACGAAAUCACUCGCGAGGGCAUCAUCAUCAUCAACAACGUGAUCAUCGUGGAGCGCAUCGAGGCCAUAGGAAGGACCGCAGGGAGAGGGAAAUAGGUGUUCCCAGGGGAGGUGGGAGUGUUAGCUCAGUAGGAAAUGUGGAGUCCCAACCUGGCGAUGAAUACGGGGCUAGCUACAUGAAUACACUAGAUCCGGAGGCUCAAGAAGUAGAGAGGGCGGAUCGUCAUCGUCACCCUGAGGGAAGGGUCGUUCGGUCUGAUCUGCUCCGAAGUGGUCCCGUGGGAGGCCAUCGUAACUCGAGGAGAGAGUCCUCUGAAGAUCCCGACGAGACGGCUAGGCACUUGUCUUCCGAAGAUCCUUCUUUCGAUAUCACCGCUGCUGAGGAACCUGACUUUGCCGACCCUGGUAUAUGUGAUGAUGCGGUUUCUGACAUACCUGGCCCUUCGGAAACGGUAUCAUUCGGGGAUCGUCAUGGGAGGGAGGAGAGGCAUAAGAUGGUGGAUACUUCACUGCAAGUUGGGCCGGAGCUGUAUCGGCCUACUGUGGCAGCUCCGCAUCGGAAGAAGGCUCAGCAUAGGAAGAACAGAGAUCCUGAGAGCAGUGAUGGAACUCUUGAAGAAGAAUUUGAGCAGCACGAGUAUGGGAGGGGUGCUCCGAGGUCCACCCGAAGGCCCCCACUUAACAUUUUGAAGGGCGAGAGAGUCGUGUAUAAGCGGACUGAUAGUGGGAAGGAUCUCAUGAUAGGAGUUCGCUCGAGGCGUAGACAUGAUAAGAAAAACGGAGGGAGUGGUAGGAGUGAAAGUAGGAUGUCUUCUGUGGAAGUGGCAUCUCCUCGGGGGAGGAAUAGGGCCAGUCAGGAGAGCUAUGAUCCGAAUAAAUCUGUAGUACCUCCGGAAUCCACUGUGAUUGACAAGAUUUCCAGUUUGGUGUCGGAGCGAUCUCCUACUAAAGUAGAGCGUGGGAAGAAGCGUGGGAAGAAGAAGGCGACAGCACGAGCAAGGCAACCCCAGCCCAAGGCCAAGUCCCGGGCUGCCCGGAAGAAGACCGGCGUCAUUAACGCAAAGAGGGGGGCUCAGAGAGUGGCAGCAGCUAAGGCCUCAUCGAAGGGAGCGACCGAGGCUCGAGGGGCCGGCAAGAAAACACGUGCUGGAAGACCGGAGACGGUUGUGGCAGCCCAUGCUCAUCGUGAGGGCGGCCCGACGUGUGCACAGUACUCUCCGGAGGACAAGUGUUGGAAGAGUGAUGGUACGGACAAGAAGAUUCCUGCUGGUCACAAACUUGUUUCAUAUGCGAAGGACCGCACUAUGAAGAUUUUCAGCGGUGUUAAAUGUGUGGUGCCGCUAGACUCUCAACAGUUUAUGCCGGUGAUUUUCCAGCUGAAGCCGUUCCAGCAGAAGAUGCCAGAGACUGUGUCUGAGGGCAACUCGGCGAUCAUACUGGUGUUAGAAUGUGGGGAGGGUGGCGACAAGGCUGUUGAGGAGUUUCCUAUCUUGCUACACUAUGAAGAUAAAGAGCGGGCUCUUGGCACUGGUGAUUUCUUCAUCGUUCGAGCUGGCAUUACAUAUAGUAUCCAGAAUGAGCACCGGAGUAAGGAGGCUAAGAUUCUUAUGGUACUUCGACAGGACACUGUUGAGGAUUCUGGCUUGAACUCGGACCUUGAGAUCUCAUGAUGAAUCCUGCUUAUGGCGACUAUCGGUGUAUCGUUGUUAUUGGAAUUCAUUUGUCAACUUUGUAUGAUCGGUUGAAUGCAGUAGAGCAUUUUAAUAACAUACCAUGUUGUGAGAUGA